GGAGUAACCCCAGCUAACCUUUGCCCCCCCCCGCCUUCCAACCAGGUAGGCGACGUCACCAAUAAAAAGCCUCAGCGCCUGGUGACCCAGUUCCACUUCACCAGCUGGCCGGAUUUUGGGGUACCGUUCACGCCCAUCGGGAUGCUGAAGUUCCUGAAGAAAGUGAAGACGUGCAACCCGCAAUACGCGGGCGCCAUUGUGGUCCACUGCAGUGCUGGUGUGGGGCGAACGGGAACGUUCAUUGUGAUCGAUGCCAUGCUGGACAUGAUGCACGCCGAGAAGAAGGUGGAUGUUUAUGGGUUUGUGAGCCGAAUCCGGGCCCAACGCUGCCAGAUGGUACAGACUGAUAUGCAGUACGUCUUCAUCUACCAGGCACUUCUGGAGCACUACUUAUACGGAGACACAGAACUGGAGGUGACUUCGCUGGAGGUCCACCUCCAGAAGAUUUACAACAAAAUCUUGGGGAGCAGCAGCAACGGAUUGGAGGAAGAGUUUAAGAAACUCACCUCCAUCAAAAUCCAGAACGACAAAAUGAGGACGGGCAAUUUGCCGGCCAACAUGAAGAAGAACCGGGUGCUCCAGAUAAUCCCAUAUGAGUUUAACCGAGUGAUCAUUCCAGUGAAGAGAGGCGAAGAAAACACCGAUUAUGUAAAUGCUUCUUUUAUUGACGGUUACCGUCAAAAGGACUCGUACAUCGCCAGCCAAGGGCCUCUCCAGCACACCAUUGAGGACUUCUGGAGGAUGAUCUGGGAGUGGAAAUCCGGCUCCAUCGUGAUGUUGACAGAGCUGGAAGAGAGGGGACAGGAGAAGUGUGCCCAGUAUUGGCCUUCGGACGGCUCUGUAGCUUACGGAGACAUCGCCAUAGAACUGAAGAAGGAGGAAGAGUGUGAGAGCUACACAGUGCGGGACCUGCUGGUGACCAACAACAGGGUACGUGUCGAGAGACCCCCAUCUAGGUCUCCAGGGACCCGCCAGUCAUGGACAGGUUCCCGGUCUCUGGAAAAGGAUGCAGAGCCAAUUGGACACUAUGACCAAAGUCAUGACGGUGCCAAGUGAGUCGUGCUUACGACCGAUCCUCGGAGUUUUUGGCAUCCCAGCGUUCCCGCACUCGUGUGAUCACGAUCUGGUUGCUCGGGAAUCGGCUCACACGUAUGUGUUGUGGCCGGCCAGCGGCUGACGGAGC
Molecule: messenger RNA, 1183 nt
Organism: Notechis scutatus (mainland tiger snake)
Lineage: Eukaryota; Metazoa; Chordata; Lepidosauria; Squamata; Elapidae
Source: RefSeq, a predicted model, not a curated record